Molecule: messenger RNA, 5511 nt
Organism: Alternaria triticimaculans
Lineage: Eukaryota; Fungi; Ascomycota; Dothideomycetes; Pleosporales; Pleosporaceae
Exons: 6
Coding region: 1-5511 (1836 amino acids)
Biological process (GO): UTP biosynthetic process; L-citrulline biosynthetic process; L-glutamine metabolic process
Cellular component (GO): cytoplasm; cytosol
Molecular function (GO): dihydroorotase activity; ATP binding; amino acid binding
Source: RefSeq, a predicted model, not a curated record
AUGGCUCCCCAGCCCGACCAAAGCCACGACUUGGCUCUCGAGCUUCAAGAUGGCUACGUCUGCUUCGGAAACAGCUUCGGUGCGGACAAGAGCAUUUCCGGAGAGCUUGUCUUCCAGACGGGCAUGGUGGGCUACCCUGAGUCUAUCACCGACCCCUCCUACCGCGGCCAGAUCUUGGUCAUCACAUUCCCUCUAGUCGGCAACUAUGGUGUGCCAUCGCGGGAAGAGAUGGACAGCCUUCUCGAGGGCAUCCCGGCCCACUUUGAAUCCAACGAGAUCCACAUUGCGGGUUUGGUAGUCGCUACAUACGCCGGCGAGGAAUACUCGCAUCACUUGGCCACCUCUUCGCUGGGUGCAUGGCUCAAGGAGCAGGGCGUGCCCGCCAUCACCGGCGUCGACACGCGAGCGCUGACCAAGCGCAUCCGAGAGGAGGGAAGCAUGUUGGGACGCCUCAUGCAGAGGACCGGACCAUCACCCUCCUCCACCACCCUCACCAACGGCGCUGUGAACACCCAAACUCUCGCUGAUGAUGAGGUGGACUGGAGGAGCAGCUUCGAGCAAAUCGAAUGGCUCGACCCCAACCAGAAGAACUUGGUCGCUGAAGUCUCCAUCAAGGAACCCAAGCUCUACAAGCCCGACCCUGCCACUGCCCUCAAGCAUCCCUCCGGCCGCCCCGUACGUGUCGUCACCGUUGACGUCGGUCUCAAAUACAACCAGCUCAGGUGCUUGGUGCGGAGAGGAGUCGAAGUUCUGCAAGUGCCCUGGGACUACGACUUCCCUCAGCUUGCUGGCAAGGACUACGAUGGUCUUUUCAUCUCCAACGGUCCCGGUGACCCAGCCAUGAUGGACUCCACCGUCAAGCACAUCAAGACUGCCAUGGACGAAGCCCGCACACCCAUCUUCGGUAUCUGUCUUGGUCACCAAUUGCUCGCACGAGCUGCUGGCGCCGACACAGUCAAGAUGAAGUUCGGUAACCGCGGUGCCAACAUUCCCUGCACCAGCUUGCUUACUGGCAAGUGCCACAUCACAUCGCAAAACCACGGUUACGCCGUAGACUCCAAGACACUGCCCAACGGCUGGGAGGAACUCUUUGUCAACGCCAACGAUGGUAGCAACGAGGGAAUCCGACACGAGCGCAGGCCCUACUUCAGUGUGCAAUUCCACCCUGAGCACACUCCCGGUCCCCGCGACACCGAGUACCUCUUCGAUGUCUUCAUCAGCACUAUCCAGAAGGCCAUGACAUCAUCUGAAGUCUUGUCAAAGCCUGUUGAAUUCCCCGGUGGCACCUUUGAGGAGAACAAAAAGCUCACACCCAGGGUCGACGUGAAGAAGGUGCUCGUUCUCGGCAGUGGAGGUUUGAGCAUUGGCCAGGCUGGAGAGUUCGAUUACUCUGGUAGUCAGGCGAUCAAGGCUUUGAAGGAAGAAGGAAUCUACACCAUCCUGAUCAACCCCAACAUCGCUACUAUUCAAACUUCCAAGGGCCUUGCCGAUAAGGUUUACUUCCUGCCCGUCAACGCAGACUUCGUCCGCAAGAUCAUCCAAAAGGAGCGACCUGACGGUAUCUACGUAACCUUUGGUGGUCAGACCGCCCUCCAGGUUGGUAUCCAACUCAAGGAUGAAUUCGAAGGCCUUGGCGUCAAGGUUCUCGGUACUCCCAUUGACACCAUCAUCACCACAGAGGACCGAGAGCUAUUUGCUCGCAGCAUGGAGUCGAUUGGCGAGAAGUGCGCCAAGUCUGCAUCUGCCAACAACGUAGAAGAGGCUAUGCGCGUUGUCAAGGAUAUUGGCUUCCCCGUCAUUGUCCGUGCUGCCUACGCUCUUGGUGGGCUCGGAAGUGGUUUUGCCAACAAUGAACCAGAGCUGCUCGACCUCUGCAACAAGGCUUUUGCUGCCAGCCCCCAGAUCCUCAUCGAGCGCAGUAUGAAGGGCUGGAAGGAGAUCGAAUACGAAGUCGUCCGAGACUGCAGAGACAACUGUAUCACAGUCUGCAACAUGGAGAACUUCGAUCCCCUUGGUAUCCACACGGGAGACUCCAUCGUCGUUGCGCCUUCGCAAACUCUGUCCGACACUGACUACAACAUGCUCCGAACGACCGCUGUCAACGUCAUCCGCCAUCUCGGUGUUGUCGGUGAAUGUAACAUUCAGUACGCACUGAACCCAUUCUCGAAGGAGUACUGCAUCAUCGAGGUGAACGCUCGUCUGUCACGUUCUUCCGCUCUUGCUUCCAAGGCGACUGGAUAUCCCCUUGCUUUCGUCGCCGCCAAGCUCGGGUUGAACAUCCCUCUCAACGAGAUCUCUAACUCAGUCACACGUUCCACCUGUGCGUGCUUCGAGCCAUCGCUCGACUACGUCGUUGUGAAGAUUCCUCGUUGGGACUUGAAGAAGUUUACUCGUGUAUCCACCCUCCUCGGUUCCUCCAUGAAGAGUGUUGGUGAGGUCAUGAGUAUUGGUCGAACGUUCGAAGAAGCCAUCCAGAAGGCCAUUCGCGAGAUCGACCCCAGCAAUCUUGGUUUCAACGAGACCCCAGCUCUAAUGGAGAUCGACCAGGAACUGCAAACACCUUCAGACCAGCGCCUGUUCGCUAUCGCCAACGCCAUGAAGGCUGGCUACAGCGUUGACAAGAUCUGGGAAAUGACCCAGAUUGACAAGUGGUUCCUUAGCCGCCUCAAGUCCCUCAGUGACUUUGAGAAGUCAAUGGCGAGCUACAACACCGUCAGCAUCACCAUGCCACUGCUGAAGAAGGCCAAGCAGUUGGGUUUCUCUGAUCGCCAACUUGCCAAGUUCUGGGCUUCUAACGAGCUUGCCGUGCGUCGCGUGCGUGUUGAUGCUGGUAUCUUCCCCGUCGUCAAGCAGAUCGAUACAGUCGCCGCUGAGUUCCCCGCUGUGACCAACUACCUCUACCUGACGUACAACGCCAAGGAGCAUGACAUUAGCUUUAACGACAAGGGUGUCAUGGUUCUCGGUUCUGGUGUGUACCGUAUUGGAUCUUCGGUCGAAUUCGACUGGUGCUCUGUUCGCGCUAUCCGCACUCUCAGAGAACAGGGCUUCAAGACCGUCAUGUUGAACUACGUUUCUACCGACUAUGAUGAAGCUGACCGCCUUUACUUCGAAAACAUCAGCGUUGAGACAGUUAUGGACAUCUACACCAUGGAGAACUCCAGCGGCGUCAUUGUUUCCAUGGGAGGCCAAACAUCCAACAAUAUCGCUCUUCCGCUGCACCGCAUGAACGUCAAGAUCCUUGGUACCUCUCCAGAGAUGAUCGACAACGCGGAGAACCGAUACAAGUUCUCUCGUAUGUUGGAUCGCAUCAACGUCGAUCAGCCCGCCUGGAAGGAGCUUACCAGCAUCGACGAGGCGAUGGAGUUCUGCGACCGUGUAUCCUACCCUGUCUUGGUUCGUCCCUCAUACGUCCUCUCUGGAGCUGCCAUGAACACUGUCUACUCCAAGCACGAUCUGGCCAACUAUCUCAACCAAGCCGCCGAUGUAUCCAAGGAGCAUCCUGUCGUUAUCACCAAGUACAUUGAGAAUGCGAAGGAGAUUGAGAUGGAUGCCGUCGCCCGCAACGGAACCAUGAUUGGCCACUUCAUCUCUGAGCACGUCGAGAAUGCUGGUGUCCACUCUGGUGACGCUACGCUGAUCCUGCCACCGCAAGAUCUCGACCCUGAGACCAUUCGUCAAAUCGAGGACGCCACCAGAAAGAUAGGGGCAGCGCUUAAUAUAACUGGACCCUACAACAUCCAGUUCAUUGCCAAGGACAACGAGAUCAAGGUCAUUGAGUGCAAUGUCCGCGCGUCCCGAUCUUUCCCAUUCGUCUCCAAGGUCAUGGGUGUCGACCUGAUCGAGAUGGCUACCAAGGCCAUGUCAGGCUUGCAUGUUACGGAGUACCCUCCCACCAACAUUCCCGCGGAUUACGUUGGUGUCAAGGUUCCUCAGUUCUCCUUCUCUCGUCUCUCUGGAGCCGACCCUGUCCUCGGUGUGGAGAUGGCUUCUACUGGUGAAGUUGCUUGCUUCGGUCGCACCAAGUACGAGGCCUACAUCAAGGGCCUCAUCGCCACCGGCUUCAGGCUGCCGAAGAAGAACAUCCUGCUGUCCAUUGGUUCAUUCAAGGACAAGCUGGAGAUGUUGCCUUCAAUUGAGCGUCUGCACAAGAUGGGCUACAACCUCUUCGCUACUGCCGGAACCGCCGACUACAUCCAAGAGCACGGUAUUCCAGUCAAGUUCUUGGAAGUGUUGUCCAGUGGUGAACACGACGAGCAGAAGCAGGAGUACUCGCUCACUCAGCACUUGUCCAACAACCUCAUCGACUUGUACAUCAACCUGCCAUCAAGCAACCGCUUCCGUCGACCCGCCAACUACAUGAGCAGAGGAUACCAAACCCGUCGUAUGGCUGUGGACUACCAGACUCCUCUAGUAACCAACGUCAAGAACGCGAAGUUGUUGAUCGAGGCUAUUGCUCGUCACUACGACAUGGAGAUCAGCAAGGUGGACUUCCAGGAGUUCGCCGCAGCUCCUGGAGCACACGACUCGUCGUCUGGGCCCAUGUCCAAGCUCAGCGGCUCGCUGUCUCUUCAGCAGCUUCUGGCAAGAUCCCCCUUCAAGAGGGAGCACAUCACCUCGGUCAAGCAAUUCUCACGCGCAGACCUUCAUCUGCUGUUCACUAUCGCUCAGGAGAUGCGUCUGGGUACUCAGCGUCAGGGCUGCCUUGACAUCCUCAAGGGUCGUGUCCUUUGCACCCUGUUCUGCGAGCCAUCGACUAGAACCUCUGCUUCUUUCGAUGCUGCCAUGAAGCGUCUCGGUGGUGAGGUGGUUGUCAUCAACGAGUUGGUGUCGUCUACACAGAAGGGCGAGUCCAUCGCCGACACGAUCCGCACUCUAGGCUGCUACGGCGAUGCCAUUGUUCUGCGUCACCCAUCCGAGGAGUCGAUUAACAUCGCUACCAAGUUCUCAGAUGUGCCAAUCAUCAACGCUGGUAACGGCAGCCGCGAGCACCCGACUCAGGCUCUUCUCGACAUCUUCACUAUCCGAGAGGAACUUGGUACAGUGAACGGCCUGAACAUCACCUUCGUCGGUGACCUCAAGUACGGCCGAACAGUUCACUCCCUUUGUGAACUCCUCUCCCACUACGAUGUCACCAUCAACCUUGUUUCGCCCGCGUCCCUGCCCAUGCCUUCGGGCGUCACCGACGCUCUCAAGGCCCGGGGUCAGUUGAACAAGGUCACCACCGAGCUGACCGACGACAUCGUCGCUUCAUCGGACGUCAUGUACUGCACUCGUGUGCAGAAGGAACGCUUCCCAGAUGUCGCCACCUACGAGGCAGUGAAGGAUGCGUUCGUCAUCGACAACAAGCUACUCAAGGGAGCCAAGGCGAACAUGAUUGUCAUGCACCCGCUGCCCAGGAACAACGAGAUCAAUGAGGAGGUGGACUUCGACCCCAGGGCGGCCUACUUCAGACAGAUGAGGUAUGGCCUGUACACGCGUAUGGCGCUUCUCGCCAUGGUCAUGGCUCCCUAG